Messenger RNA from Chenopodium quinoa (quinoa), 2417 nucleotides. RefSeq names its product probable L-type lectin-domain containing receptor kinase S.7. Gene Ontology annotation, cellular component: plasma membrane. The transcript is spliced from 2 exons. NCBI's taxonomy places the organism in Eukaryota, Viridiplantae, Streptophyta, Magnoliopsida, Caryophyllales, Amaranthaceae. Bases 113 to 2275 code for a protein of 720 amino acids. The record is from RefSeq and is a predicted model, not a curated record. Gene Ontology annotation, molecular function: ATP binding; protein kinase activity; carbohydrate binding. Gene Ontology annotation, biological process: protein phosphorylation.
AAAUUCAUCUAUCUUCUUUUUAUUGCACCAAUGCUCUUUAUUGUGCCACGUCCAUUUACAUUACUCGUACACAACUAGUGUUACUCUUACGUGACCAACUUUUACAAACUAUAUGCUUCAUUAUUUUCAUAUCAAUCCUCUACCAUUACCACCACCACUACCACCGCGAACAUUUUUUUCGCAACCCUUUCCUAUGGCAUGUACAACUUCCUCGAGGAAAGUUCUCGGUUGGUUAGCUCUUAUAUUAGUUUUACGUGUGGUUUUGGGUAGCGAAGAUGGUACUAAGUUGCAACAUAAAAUUACCAUGACUAAAUCUCUAUCAUUUCCGGAGUUUAGUACGUCUAUUAACCCGAGGAUUGAACAUGAUGUGAAACUCCUAGGAAGUGCUAAGUUCUCGAGUGACAAGAGAAGCAUUCAAAUUCCGGAUAUCUCAGAAACAGAUGACCUUAGGCAUCAAGCUGGUCGCGCAAUUUACUCUUCACCCAUUCGGGUGUUUGAUCCUAGUACCCAAACACCAGCUUCGUUUGACACUACAUUCACCUUUCAAUUCAACAAUCAUACUUCGAGCUCAUUCAAUGAUACUCAUGCUUCAGGAGAAUCUCAAUUAUCUCAUGGAGGAAGUGGACUGACCUUUCUGAUUGCCCCGGACGAGUUUACAGUAGGCCGACCCGGUCCUUGGCUAGGAAUGCUAAAUGAUGCCUGCAACGACGACUACAAGUUUGUGGCAGUGGAGUUUGACACCCGCCAAAACCCGGAGUUUGGUGACCCGAAUGAUAACCACAUUGGCAUCAACUUAGGCAGCAUUGUUUCAAAAUCAACUAUUAAUGCAUCAGAUUACGGCCUAUCCUUUGAAGAUGGCUCAACCCAUUUGGCUCAAAUAACCUACAAUGGCUAUUCAAAGAGGAUGGAUAUUCGAGUCGGAUCACACCCAAGGAUGCCCUUAAGAUCAGUGUUUUCGGAUGACAUUGACCUCACUCCAUUUCUGAAUGAGUAUAUGUUUGUAGGGUUCUCUGCUUCAACAGGAAACAGAACACAAAUACACAACAUUAUGUCCUGGAACUUUACCCACAAAACCCCUGCAUUACUCCGGUAUCCAACAAGCGAGACGUGUGAGAGUAAGAUUUUGGUGGGUAAGAAUCAAGUUGGUGAAGUUCGUGCAGUACCCAUCAAAGAAAAAAGGCCAUCUACAACUUUUUUGAUCUUUGUUUGUGUUGUGGUGCUCUGUUUUGUGAUUCUCAUCAACCUGUAUUGCAACGGCAGGAGACCGAAAUCUGGUAGUACUAGUGGUUCGGCAUUUUUGGUCUUAUCGGAAAUGAAGCCCCGGCCAACGCCUCCAAACAAGCCGAGGAGGUUUACAGGGGCAGAGCUGUCACUAGCUACUAGGGGGUUUACUGAUUGGGAGGUUUUAGGGAGUGAUUCAAGUGGUGUAUUGUAUAGGGGUACUUUGCCAAAUGGGUGUCAUGUUGCUGUCAAGCGUUUCUCAAUUCAAUUCUUGAGCUCUUUAACCAUGGACAGAAGGAAGUUCCUAAAGCGGGUUGGGGCUUUGAGCCGGAUCAAGCACCCAGGGCUGCUGCCUAUCCGAGGCUGGUGUUAUGAUACAAGGGAAUAUAUGGUGGUUUAUGAGUAUAUGUUUAAUGGGUGUGUUGAUAAGUGGUUGUUUGGUGUUGGGGUUUUACCUUGGAGUCGGCGUUUUAAGGUUGUGAAAAAUGCUGCUAAUGGGUUAAGCCAUCUGCAUUCGCGUCAACUUGCUCAUAACAACGUUCAAGUAAGCAGUGUUUUCCUUGACGUGAGCUUUAAGGCCUCAAUCGGGGAUUUUGGACUGAGUGAUCCAUUUGGGAUUGAUCCGGUAUCCAGUAGAAGUGUUGAUGUGUUCAACUUUGGCAUUUUCGUGCUUGAAGUAGUGGCCGGGAGGAAGAGAUGGGCAGCCGAGCCAGAAACUAGAGUGUCAGGUUCUAGUCAAAGUGAAAUAGAGAUGGAUGAAAUGGACUUGGUGGACUAUGCAUGGAUAAUGCAUGAGAGGAAUGAGAAAAUUAAGAUGGCUGAUCGAAGGAUGGGAGCCGUGGUAAAUACCGAUCAAGCAGUUCGAGUUGUGGACAUAGCAUUGCUUUGUACCUUGCCUGAGAACAAUGGAAGGCCUACAAUGGAGGAAAUAGUUAUGUUCUUGACCACAGACUGCCUCUUGCCCAAGCUGCCACCAAAUCGACCGAUUGUGUUGUUUCCAUACAACAGCGGCCCUCACCUUUGUGGAGGCUACGCUUGUGCUCCCUUCAGUUAAAAAUUGAGAGUAACAUAAUCAGAAAUAUCAGCUAAAAAUCGAGAGUAACAUAAUCAGAAAUAUUUGUGUGAUCGAGAUGAGUUGUUGAAAAAGAGAAUGAUAAUUUGAUUAUACUGCAGCAUUUAUUUGCAUUUACAUUAAA